AUGAUAAUCGCUUUUAUCUCCCGUCAUCAUCUUCGUACCUCCGCCAACUGGUUAACCGUGUCUACCUUUGUUGCGGGGUUCAUAUCAGGGUUGUAUUACCCACUACUCGGUCUGGUGGAUGCAUACAUCAUCGAGAAUAAUCCAUUCUGUUUCGUCGUUAUGACUUUGGGUGUUAUCUCUGGUCUCCUCUUCACAUUGAGUGUGGGAGCAAUGACUGUCGAGCGAUAUAUUUCCAUUUGCUACCCACUUCAUGCGGCCAGAAUAAUCACACCACGUCGCGUCAUUUUCGUCAUCUCUGCUCUAUACAUCUAUACUCUGAUCAUCAUUGCACUGCCGGCAAUGACACCGAUUGGUAACCGCGGGGACAUCAGUGACAAUCCCCUAGGUUGCAGGUUGGCCACCGUGUACACUUUUCGAUAUGCUCGUUUCGUUCUCAUUCAAUUCCUGGCUCCCAUUCCAAUCAUGUUAAUAACUUACUGUCGUAUUUUCUUUGUCUUGCGUCGUCACAUCCGAGCAAUAGCAGAUCUCCCGAAGAACCCUUGCUCUAGUGAAACUGUCGGUCCGGCUGCUGCGGCUAGUACCGGCACCGCUACUGUUGUCGCGGACGUAACGCGGGAGCGGCGACUUUGGAAACGCGAACUCAGGUCUGUGACGCUUCUGUGCACUCUCGUCACCACGUACAUGCUGUCGUUGCUACCGGUCGUAGUGUUCCUCCAGACUGCGUACCAUAACAGAGGAAGUCCAAUCGGCUACUCGCUCGUCCACUCUGUCGUCUUUUUGGGUGCGGGUAUCAACCCAUUCUUGUACGGUUUUGGCAACAGAGCUUUUCGGAAAGUAGUCUUGUCAAUCUUCUGUAGACGUGAGAGCCAACGUCAGGAAACGGUUUAA
This is a messenger RNA of Strongylocentrotus purpuratus (purple sea urchin), 888 nucleotides long. RefSeq names its product alpha-1A adrenergic receptor-like. Gene Ontology annotation, molecular function: G protein-coupled receptor activity. NCBI's taxonomy places the organism in Eukaryota, Metazoa, Echinodermata, Echinoidea, Camarodonta, Strongylocentrotidae. Gene Ontology annotation, biological process: G protein-coupled receptor signaling pathway. The coding region runs from base 1 to 888 and encodes 295 amino acids. The record is from RefSeq and is a predicted model, not a curated record. Gene Ontology annotation, cellular component: membrane. The transcript has a single exon.